This is a messenger RNA of Poecilia latipinna (sailfin molly), 1449 nucleotides long. RefSeq names its product DSN1 component of MIS12 kinetochore complex (gene dsn1). The transcript has 11 exons. Bases 67 to 1071 code for a protein of 334 amino acids. NCBI's taxonomy places the organism in Eukaryota, Metazoa, Chordata, Actinopteri, Cyprinodontiformes, Poeciliidae. Gene Ontology annotation, biological process: cell division; chromosome segregation. Gene Ontology annotation, cellular component: MIS12/MIND type complex. The record is from RefSeq and is a predicted model, not a curated record.
CUUAGAGCCGUGAAAGGGUGGGUUUGGUCUUUGAGCGCGCUGUUAGGACAGCUAUUUGAAAUUAAAAUGGCGGAAAAGACGGCUGAAGUUGAGCACGGCUGCGGACGUGUUGAGGCAGACGAAACCUCAGCAGAGGUCCCGUUUUCGGCCCAGACUUCAAAAAGAUGCUCCUCCUCAAUCCCCGAGUCGGAACCUCCUCUGAAGUGUCACCGGACCGACUCGACAUUAUCUACCACACAGGCGCCAGAUCCUGGAGACGAACAGUCAGAGACGAUGAAACAAGAAAUGGAGACACUCAAAGAAAGACCCGUAAAUCCCCGUGAACAGAAUAAAUCCUGGAGGAGAAACACCAUAACCCGACGCUCCCUCCCUGCGCUUCCCAACCCAUAUGAGACUUUGUGCAGAAGCAUAAGUCCAUCGUUAUCACAACAAGAGAGACUUGAAAAACUGCUGGAGGCUUCAAUGGAGAUGGCACUAGAAAGAACUCAAAAUUCACUUGAGUCAUUUCCAAAAGCUUCACUGGAGACCUUCAAAAAGCAAGUUGAAAACAUCAAGAUGGAGUGGAGCUGCUUAACCAAAAAUACAAGCAACGAACCACACAAACUAUCUUCGAGUCAACCGAAUUGCAGUCAGCCUGCCGUGCAAAGAGCCAUGGAAAAUGUCCAGAAAGCAAUCAACAGGCUCAAGGCUGAAAGUGAGUCUUGGGAGGCGCUUAUGAACAAACACAAGGAAAAAGCAGAGGAACUGGAAAAGAAGGUGAAGAUGGGACAGGAGACGGGUAUACCUCUAAACUCCACGUUAAUAGUCCAGUCCUCGCAGAACUCUGUCAUACAGAGUAAACCCAACUACCACGAUGUCCUCUGUAGGCAGCGACCCAUGAUGCAUACUAUGGCCAUGAUUAUGGACACUCAGUGUAAAAUGAUACAGCAGCUACUUACCAUCAAGGAGCAGUCACAGCUGUUAGUCAAAAAGACCAGCGUCCAAUUAGCUGAGGAGGCCGGAUUCCAGGAGCUUUCAUCGAACCUUCUUAAGAAUCUGAUGUCGGCACCUUUGCAAAAGGCAACUACAUAAACAAUAGUUGAUGCUUCUGUACAGCUGAAUCCAACGAUUGUUAAAAAUGUACAUAUAUUCCUGUGCCUUCAUGUCAUUUUCCAGUUUUGUUGAUUUUUGUGUUAUGCCCUAACAUCAAACUACUUUAAUGGCAGUGGCAAAUUAUACAUGGAUUUGACCAGCAGGUGGCAGUGGCUAGCUACUCACAAAAUUGUAUUAAAGGUGGUGAAUUGCCUGAGUAGAUUAUUCUUUUGGCCUUAAUUAAGUGCAUUUUCAUCUGUAAAUCCUGAUACUGUUUAGACCAAUUAGCAAAUGUUAAAACUUUGCUGCUGUCCAGGAAAGUAUGGUCCCUGUUUUUGGUGUUAUUAAAUUAAACUAUAAUAAUAAACAAAAAAAAAG